Messenger RNA from Meriones unguiculatus (Mongolian gerbil), 4182 nucleotides. Its product is annotated as signal recognition particle subunit SRP54. The transcript is spliced from 17 exons. Gene Ontology annotation, biological process: SRP-dependent cotranslational protein targeting to membrane, translocation; SRP-dependent cotranslational protein targeting to membrane. Gene Ontology annotation, cellular component: cytosol; signal recognition particle, endoplasmic reticulum targeting. Gene Ontology annotation, molecular function: GTP binding; endoplasmic reticulum signal sequence receptor activity; GTPase activity. Bases 295 to 2022 code for a protein of 575 amino acids. The record is from RefSeq and is a predicted model, not a curated record. NCBI's taxonomy places the organism in Eukaryota, Metazoa, Chordata, Mammalia, Rodentia, Muridae.
UUCACGCAGGGCCGGACUACGCUGAGUGAUGACGUCUCCUCAUUGGGCGGAAGGUUUGGUGGCAGUCGUCGGUGUUCCAGCUGGUGGGAGUUGGCUUCACGGUGCUGGGCGCUGAGCCCCCAGUUUAUGUAGCUGGCAGGUUGGGCCGCGGGGUCGUCCCUGUCCUUCUUCUUCCGGUGUUCCUGGGUUUCCUUCUCGGCGUGGGGCCUCGCCAAGGACUCGCCGGCCCGGUGGGGCCGCGGCUUUAGUGGUGCCUUUUGCGAGUUCUCAUAAGUACAUCUUAAAACCUUCAAGAUGGUUCUGGCAGAUCUUGGAAGAAAAAUAACGUCAGCAUUACGCUCUUUGAGCAAUGCCACCAUUAUCAAUGAGGAGGUAUUAAAUGCUAUGCUAAAAGAAGUAUGUACAGCAUUAUUGGAAGCAGAUGUUAAUAUUAAACUAGUGAAGCAACUAAGAGAAAAUGUUAAGUCUGCAAUUGAUCUUGAAGAGAUGGCAUCUGGUCUGAACAAAAGAAAAAUGAUUCAGCAUGCUGUAUUCAAAGAACUUGUAAAGCUUGUAGACCCUGGAGUUAAAGCGUGGACACCAACUAAGGGAAAGCAGAAUGUGAUCAUGUUUGUUGGAUUGCAAGGGAGUGGUAAAACAACAACAUGUUCCAAGUUAGCGUAUUAUUACCAGAGGAAAGGUUGGAAGACCUGUUUGAUAUGUGCAGAUACAUUCAGAGCAGGAGCUUUUGACCAGCUAAAACAGAAUGCUACCAAAGCAAGAAUUCCAUUCUAUGGAAGCUAUACAGAAAUGGAUCCUGUCAUCAUUGCUUCUGAGGGUGUGGAGAAAUUCAAAAAUGAAAAUUUUGAAAUUAUUAUUGUUGAUACGAGUGGCCGUCACAAACAAGAAGACUCUUUGUUUGAAGAAAUGCUUCAAGUUUCUAAUGCUAUUCAACCUGAUAACAUUGUUUAUGUGAUGGAUGCAUCCAUUGGACAGGCUUGUGAGGCCCAGGCGAAGGCCUUUAAAGAUAAAGUAGAUGUAGCUUCAGUAAUAGUGACAAAACUUGAUGGCCAUGCAAAAGGAGGCGGUGCACUCAGUGCAGUUGCUGCCACAAAAAGUCCAAUUAUUUUCAUUGGUACAGGGGAACAUAUAGAUGACUUUGAACCUUUCAAAACACAACCUUUCAUCAGCAAACUUCUUGGUAUGGGUGACAUUGAAGGACUGAUCGAUAAAGUCAACGAGUUGAAGCUGGAUGACAAUGAAGCGCUUAUAGAGAAGCUGAAGCAUGGUCAGUUUACGUUGCGAGACAUGUAUGAACAGUUUCAGAAUAUCAUGAAAAUGGGCCCAUUCAGUCAGAUCUUGGGGAUGAUUCCUGGUUUUGGAACAGAUUUUAUGAGCAAAGGAAAUGAACAGGAGUCAAUGGCAAGGCUAAAGAAGCUGAUGACGAUAAUGGACAGUAUGAAUGAUCAAGAACUGGACAGUACAGAUGGUGCCAAGGUUUUUAGUAAGCAACCAGGUAGGAUCCAAAGAGUUGCCCGAGGGUCUGGUGUGUCAACAAGAGAUGUUCAGGAACUUCUGACACAGUAUACCAAGUUUGCACAGAUGGUGAAGAAGAUGGGAGGCAUCAAAGGGCUUUUCAAAGGUGGUGAUAUGUCUAAGAAUGUGAGUCAGUCACAGAUGGCAAAAUUGAAUCAACAAAUGGCCAAAAUGAUGGAUCCACGAGUUCUUCACCACAUGGUGUGUGAUUUUCUUGGAGAGAAGAUUGCGUCUGUUUUGGGCAUCAGCACCCCAAAAUACCAGUAUGCCAUUGAUGAGUAUUACCGGAUGAAGAAGGAGGAGGAGGAGGAGGAAGAAGAAAAUAGGAUGUCUGAAGAAGCAGAAAGACAAUACCAACAAAACAAGCUGCAGGCUGAUUCCAUUGUACAGACAGAUCAACCGGAGACAGUGGUAUCCAGUUCAUUUGUGAAUAUUAACUUUGAAAUGGAGGAAGACUGUGAAGUGAUCAAGGAAAGCAAACAACGUCCAGUCUCUGUCCCACCGUAGAAUGAAAACGACUGUAUAUAAAGCACUAAACCCUAAACUUCUCCAGUCAGGAACUUUCCACGUUUUGUUUAGUGAGACUUAAAACAACUAUUUAUAUUUUAAAUUAUUAAGGGAGGAUCUUUCUUCAUUUUUAUGCUACAUCUAUCACAGAUAUAAAGUUGGGAUUUUUUUAUUAUGAGUUAAAGUAGUGACCCCUACCCCCACGCUGGAGAGCAAACCCAGGGCAUCUUUGACAUACAUUAGCCACGUACUCUGCCACUAAGCUUGGUGCUUUGAUUUUACGAUGGUCUUUUAUAAACAUGAGGACAUUUAGCUAGGCAUGGUAACACACAUCUUUAAUCCUCGCACUAGGGAGGCAGAGGCAGGUGGUUCUAUGCGAGUUCAAGUCCAACCUGGUGAAUGUAGCUCCAGAACAGCCACACAGUGAGAUCCUGUCUCAAAACAAAGACUAAAGGCAUUCUACAUUUAAGAGGAAAGUUAAGUUAUUCACUAAGAUUUUUGGUUUGGGGGCAUUUGGUUUUUUUUAAAUGGUAAGUAUUGAUUAAUCAAUCAUAAUCCUAAAGUAUCAAAGUACUCCUGGAUUUUACACUAAGGACGGUUCAGACUGUUAUACGGAAACUGCAAGACAACUGUAAUACUGCAAGAUGGAAACAAUGUGGAUUUCCUUUUGUUGAAAAUAUUUUAUGGAAAUGUACUAAAUAUUAAGAUUGGGUUUUCAUUUUCACUACAAGUCAUUCUUGUAUUUUUCGGUAGUUACUGAAAUAACCUGCUCUGCUCACCAGUUAAUACUAGUUCUGAAGAGCUUGUAGGAGUCAUUUGGUACCUGAUGAUGACCCGCAUGGCAUCAACUCAGCCCUCGAUGCAUCAUAAACAGAGAACUAACCGGGGUAAAGAAGUGGGAACAGUUUAGUUUUGUUCACCAUUUUGAUGUAAUGGUAGUGAGUUGGAGAUUUGAUGUGAACCAGCUUUGGCCAUUUCUGUCCUUACUAGGUUAUUCCUUUGCACAGUUAUAGAAUAUGAUGUUGAUUUUAAGAAAUACCCCUAAAUGCAUUCAGAACCUUGUAUCUGUAUAACUUUGAUUUAUAACGAAAUGUGGUUAAAGAAAAAUGUGGGCCAGGUUUUAGAAAUGCUGAUCUUUAAAAAUCCUUGUCAGAGAUUUCAAAGCGUUUAGAAGUUAAUGGCUACCGACCAGCCUUCUAAGUAGCAUGACACUGUCUUAAAUGUGUGUAUGGUGAAGCAUGGCUAGGUGAGCAUGCUGUCCAGUCCUGCCAGGGGUGCGGCAGGUGCAUCUGAAAGCAGAGUUCCUAACUCAAUAAAAGUUUCACCUGGACUGAAGUUUGUAAUGCUAAGCAAGGAUGGAGCCUUCCUCGAAGCUGUGAGCCGGUGAGCCCCCUUCAUGGGUGUGAACGGGUGACUCGGUCUUUAGGGGGUUAUCUGUCAAUUUCAGUUUAUUAAAAAUCAGCCUUCGUUGAUAGUUGCUAACACAUGCUGGCCUGCCUUCUUUUUCUAGGUUUAACUUUGAGACAGUCCAGCUCAGACACUUGCUGGGUUCUGAGGUGAAGGCAGGUGGUCUGCAGGUGGCCUACUGGACCCUCUCCUAAAGUGCUAACAUCUCAGUGUUUACACUGCAGGCUUGUCAGUGUGGUAGCAGGGUGACAACUUUGAAGGCUUGAGGUCUCCCGAGUUUACUUUUGCCGCAUGUUUGGCAGCGGCUAGUUUGUGGUUGUUACUUACUGUGCCUUACAUUUUUAUACUUUGGUUUAUGCAGGCUAUAAAAUUUAUCAUAAAUGGGUUAAGUGGUUUGUUUUAUUUUAAGCCUCCCUCCCUUACCUCUUAUUUUCUAACCCUUUUUAGAAUUCUUUUCCCUCUGGAUAUCAGGUCAUGACAUUCUCCUUUCUUGUGACCUCUUUAUAAACACCAAACACAAGCCAGGUGUGGUCGUGCAUCUGUACUCCCAGCACUGCCUAGGGAGACUGAGGUAGGAAGAGCAUGAGUUGGAGGCUGGCCUAGACUACAUAUCAAGACCCUUAUCUCAACAACAACAACCAUUAAUAUGAAUUAGUGUAAUGAAUUAGUAAAUUCUCUAACAAAACCUUUAACAAAAGGUACAGUUUUGUAAAUGUAACUUCAUAAUGGUUAAUAAAAUUAGACAAAAUUUCA